AUGGCACAAAACGGAAGAUUAGUGAACAAGGUGUUCAAUCAAGAUUUUGUCAUAGAUAAAAGGUUCAAAAUAACCAAGGAGCUAGGCCACGGAGCAUAUGGCAUUGUCUGCUCAGCCCAAUACGACGACGGGUCCGGUUCUCCUGGCGGCAACAAUGUGGCCAUCAAGAAAAUCACUAACAUCUUCUCCAAGAAGAUUCUUUGCAAAAGGGCUUUGCGGGAAGUCAAGCUUUUACAAUUCUUUCGAGGCCAUAAAAAUAUCACCUGUUUGUACGAUCUAGACAUCGUCAUGGAUCCCGUUACAGGUGUAUUCAACGAUAUAUAUCUUUACGAGGAACUCAUGGAGUGUGACAUGCAUCAGAUCAUUCGCCUGGGACAGCCUCUCACUGACCUGCACUAUCAGCUGUUCAUUUACCAGAUUCUUUGUGGUUUGAAGUACAUACACAGUGCUGAUGUUCUUCACCGGGAUUUGAAACCAGGAAACUUGCUUGUGAAUGUGGAGUGCGAUUUGAAAAUAUGUGAUUUUGGAUUGGCACGUGGCUUCUCGGAAGAUGUUGAGCAGAAUUCGGGAUUCAUGACCGAAUAUGUCGCCACAAGAUGGUACAGGGCCCCGGAAAUCAUGCUCAGCUUCUCCAACUAUACAAAGGCUAUAGACAUAUGGUCUGUGGGCUGUAUAUUGGGAGAGCUUCUUGGUGGUAAACCUCUUUUCCGAGGGAAGGACUAUGUCGAUCAAUUGAAUCAGAUUUUGAUGGUUUUGGGAACUCCAAAAGAGUCAGCAUUGACGAAAAUUGGCUCUCCACGUGCCCAGAACUAUGUCCGGUCGCUACCUAUCAUGAGAAAGAUUCACUAUAGAGAAAUUCUUCCGAACGCUAAUCCGUUGGCUCUCGACUUGUUGGAAAGGAUGCUUGCGUUUGAUCCACACGAGAGAAUCACGGUAGAAGAAGCACUCAAUCAUCCAUAUUUAGCCGUAUGGCACGAUCCUCAAGAUGAGCCCGAGAGCAAGAUAAAGUUUGACUUCAAGACUUUCGAAACGGUUGACGAUAUGGAAUCCAUGAAGCAGUUGAUAAUCGAAGAGGUGAAAAGUUUUCGGGAGUUUGUGAGAAAGCCCAUUCAGGAACAAAAACAAAUACAGCUUCAAAUUCAAGAAAAGCAGCAACAACAGCAACAAAGAGAGGCAGACCAGGAGCAACUUCGAAAGAAUUCCAAAAGCAUUCCCGGGGGCGAAUUUAGUGAUCAGUUCGGUGGAAUCAUGACUUCAAAUGCAUCUGUAUUGAAUAAUACUGGUCUUCUUACAGACCCCUCUCAAUUACGCAACGAAGACAAUUUGCAACAUUAUGAUGCUAUGCCAAAGCCUCAAGAGUUUGAAGAGUUCUCAUUACUAGCGAGAAAUGAAGAUCCUAAUCUUUUACUAGAAGAGGAGCUAGGCUUCGGUAUGGACGGAAGCGCAUUCCAUAAUUAG
This is a messenger RNA of Metschnikowia bicuspidata var. bicuspidata NRRL YB-4993, 1458 nucleotides long. RefSeq names its product mitogen-activated serine/threonine-protein kinase (gene MKC1). Gene Ontology annotation, biological process: intracellular signal transduction; protein phosphorylation. Gene Ontology annotation, molecular function: MAP kinase activity; ATP binding. Lineage: Eukaryota; Fungi; Ascomycota; Pichiomycetes; Serinales; Metschnikowiaceae. The record is from RefSeq and is a predicted model, not a curated record. The coding region runs from base 1 to 1458 and encodes 485 amino acids. The transcript has 2 exons. Gene Ontology annotation, cellular component: nucleus; cytoplasm.